AUGUUCCAGGUGUUCGUCCAGGUGUUCGUCCAGAUGUUCGUCCAGGUGUUCGUCCAGGUGUUCGUCCAGGUGUCUGAGAACAGCAGCUCUGCCCAGAUGGACUCAGGCAAACACCCAGCGGCACGAGCUGGAAAUGUGCUGCGCCAACUGCUCCAACACUGCCGCGUCGUCGGGCCCAAAGCCGUUCUUGUCCAAGCAGUCAAUGUCCAAAACGCCCACCACACGCCCGUCCGCCACAAGAGGCACCACAAUCUCGCUGUUGGUGUCGCCGUCGCAGGCGAUAUGCGCCUUAUCGGCGUGCACGUCUGGAAUCACCUCGGUGCUUCUGUUCUCGGCCGCCCGGCCACAGAUGCCCGCGCCAAAACGGAUGCUCUGGCAUGCCACUUUCCCCUGGAACGGGCCAAGCACAAGCGUGUUGGCGGCCUCUGCGUCGAGAACAUAGAAGCCGGCCCAGUUGACUCGGACUCCCAAUGCAUGGUAGGCGUGCCACACUAG
Messenger RNA from Clavispora lusitaniae ATCC 42720, 495 nucleotides. Lineage: Eukaryota; Fungi; Ascomycota; Pichiomycetes; Serinales; Metschnikowiaceae. The record is from RefSeq and is a predicted model, not a curated record.